Messenger RNA from Panicum virgatum (switchgrass), 1806 nucleotides. Its product is annotated as putative SNAP25 homologous protein SNAP30. Gene Ontology annotation, molecular function: SNAP receptor activity. The coding region runs from base 791 to 1537 and encodes 248 amino acids. Lineage: Eukaryota; Viridiplantae; Streptophyta; Magnoliopsida; Poales; Poaceae. The record is from RefSeq and is a predicted model, not a curated record. The transcript is spliced from 5 exons. Gene Ontology annotation, cellular component: plasma membrane; SNARE complex.
CACCCCUAGUCCGCCUCCGGCCCUUCGACGGAUUCCCAAUCGUGCGCGGGUGUGGCUGGGUGUGUCUGUUGGCGCGGUCUUGAUUAAAUCAGGAGCUCGGUUGAUUAGAUUCAGAUCUUUUUCGAAAACUGAUCAGAUUCAGAUCUCUAAGCGAGGGUUUCGUGGUAUGUUUAGCAGUUAGAUAGCCGACUAAUCGAGUAUGCAAUAAGCCAAGAACGGCGUGCUAUUAUGGACUUAUGAGUUGGUAAUCAUGGUACUGGAACACUCCUUUCAAUGUUCUGUUGGCAGAUAGCACACCCGUGAUUCAGAGGUUGCCAUGAUCUUCCCGACUAUUAGUUGAUCUGGUAAUGUCAUAUAUUGUCAAUUAAGUGCAGUUGGCCUGUUGAAACUGAUGAUAGUCAAUUUCAAGGUCAUGAUCUUAUUAGGGAUAUUUCGCUUGGGAUUACUCUUUCUGUGAUCGAGUUGUAGUUUGUUGUUACUGCUUUCAGGGCUCAAAGCUUUGCAAUUGGUGUACAGGACAAGAAGACAUGGCCUUGGUCACAUGAAGCUUGAUCUUUGUAGAAUGAUACAUUCUAUGUUCUCUGAUUCAAUGUGCUUUUUAAUGAUCACUUAUUAUUUCUGCUCACAACAAAAGUCAUUAACAAACCAUUUUCUUGUUGACAAGAUUGCACAUCACCACCUGAUUGAGUGACUGUUCUCCUGAAUCCUGAUACAUUCCUUUUCCUUUCCUUUCCAUUCCAUUGCAGAUAUCUGUCUGUCAGUACAGUGCUUGAAGUGAAUAAGCAGAGAUAUGUCGGUGCCAAUGUAUAAGAAGCAAAACUCUAUGGGCACUCCUGUCCACAAGACAAAUCCCUUUGAUUCCGAUUCUGAUUCUGAAGUGCCUUCAAAGCCAUCAAGGGCCCAGUCUGUCCCAGUGCAACGCACUGAUAAAUCUGUGCAAGAGUUGGAAGAUUAUGCUAUAACCAAAGCACGAGAAACCACACACAAAGCAAAUGAUUGUGUAAGGGCUGCUGAAGCCAUCAGGGAAGAUGCUACACAAACUCUGCAAACUUUGCACCGUCAAGGUGAGCAGAUCAUGCGGUCGCAUCAACUAGCAGCUGAUAUUGAGAGGGACCUUACUGUGAGUGAGAAGCUCCUGGGAAGCCUGGGUGGGCUAUUUUCUAAGGCAUGGAGGCCCAAGAGAAAUCAACAGAUAAAAGGACCUGUCUCAGAAAAUAACUGGUCUGUGAGGACGGCAAACCACACAGAACAGAGUUGGAGGCUAGGCAUUGCCCCAACACGUCAAGAAUCCCCCAGUCCUGUACAAACCACACCUGCAACUGCGAUGGAAAAAAUUCAGGCUGAGAAAGCAAAGCAGGAUGAUGUGCUUUCUGACCUGAGUAACACAUUGGGACAGCUCAAGGAAAUGGCAGUUGAUAUGGGCACAGAAAUUGACAGGCAAAACAAAGCUCUGGUUCCUUUCAGUGAUGACGUUGAUGAACUGAAUUUCCGACUGAAAGGUGCGAAUGUACAGGGACGCCGGUUGCUGGGCAAGUGAUACCAAACCAGGAAGCCGGUUGUCUGGGUUGAGCAAUGCUCAAAGGUGACAACUGCCUUACCAAAGCGUUGUAGUUGUAGUUCGGGGUCCCUCUUCCUGCACUGAGAGAUUAAACCUUGUUGUAAUACUUGUUUUUUUAGCAAAUAGAAAAUUCCUUGUAUUGAAUUGUACUAUGGGAAAACUUUCCAAAUUGCAGUGUUGUACAACUACCAGGUCCAAAUUAAUUGAAAGGAUAUCAGAAUAUAUUUGACGUCUCAUGGCGUUUAUUA